AUGUCUCUUCGGAACGACCUUGACAACGGGCGGCCAACCAAGCGGCUCGAGUCAUGGGAUAUCGCGUCAAUGUGGCUCAGCGAUCGAAAAGACGAAAUCCAGGACUGGUGGGACUUCAGCGGACCCCAACUAGCAACACUCGCACACGAAGCCGGCUACAGCACCAUGACCCAAAUUGAAUUACUCUUGUUCUUUCGCUCAGUUGUGUUACCAAGGAUGGGGCGGUUUCCUGAUGCGUGCCGGCCACGUGCGUGCGCCCAAAGCCGAAGCAUACUCACCUAUGACGGCUCCCCUAUUGAAUAUAGUUGGAAAUGGAAUAACUCUGCGAACGACCAUCCGGAGAUUCGUUUUUGCGUGGAGCCAGUGGGCGAUGGUUUGUGUGCCGAUGGGAUCGUGGGUGGUAAGCUUCGUGCCACAGAUGAAAUCCUGGUGCAACUUGCAAAGCGAGUGCCAAGUACGGAUCUUGAAUGGUAUCAUCAUUUUCGGGAUUCAUUUGGCCUUGGGCAUUGGACGGAUGGUCCCCUCCAUGAAGACGCAGGUACGUGGCAGGUGCGAAGGCCACGAAUGCCAGUUGCCUUUGAAUUUACGCCAAAAGGAAUAGUCACCAAGGUGUACUUUACCCCACCAGCCACUCUGGAUGAUAUGCCCUCUUUCAACAUGUUUGCAGAUGUUGUGCGGCCGAUUGGUGACAAAGAUACUACGGCCCUAGAUGAGUCUAUGGAAUAUCUUUCCAGGGACCCGGUUGGGGCCACUUUACGACCCGAUGUUUUGGCAAUUGAUUGCAUCUCGCCUCUAAAAUCACGGAUAAAGCUCUACGCAGGAACGGCAAUGACAACUUUCACGAGUGCCAUCUCUGUACUGACACUGGGUGGGCGGAUCCCAGUGACUCGACACUCCAUCGAUGAGAUGUGGGCGUUGUUCCGCAUGGUCCUAGGGCUCCAUGAUAAAUUCUUGCAGGACGAGGAACUACCCGUGCAGAAUCCAUUCCAACCGAGUCGCGCACAUCCUGAAGACUACUACAGCGGCUUACUCUAUUAUUUCAACCUUGCACCGGGGGCACUGUUACCCGACGUGAAACUGUACUUACCCGUGAUCCGGUACGGCCGCUCAGAUGCAGACAUCGCGCUCGGGUUGCAACGGUUCAUGGCGUCGAGGCAUCGCGGACAAUAUGUAGAUGGAUUCCAGCGGGCUAUGGAGAUCAUCAGCCAGAGGCACAAGAGCGGAAAUGGCCAUCGUAUCCAGACUUAUAUUGCAUGUUCAUUCGAUAAGGACGGCUCUCUUUCACUGACGUCGUACCUGAAUCCUGGGGUUUAUUUUUCAUCGGAAACAGUUGAUGUUUGA
Molecule: messenger RNA, 1341 nt
Organism: Aspergillus oryzae RIB40
Lineage: Eukaryota; Fungi; Ascomycota; Eurotiomycetes; Eurotiales; Aspergillaceae
Exons: 1
Coding region: 1-1341 (446 amino acids)
Biological process (GO): alkaloid metabolic process
Molecular function (GO): transferase activity, transferring alkyl or aryl (other than methyl) groups
Source: RefSeq, a predicted model, not a curated record